ACAUUUUCCAGAGAAUUUCUCCAUCCUAAUGACACUGAAGGCCAAGAAAAUGUCUCAGUUUUUCCUGCUGUCCAUUUACAAUGACCAAGGAAUACAACAGCUCGGGGUAGAGAUUGGGCGAUCUCCUGUCUUCCUUUAUGAGGAUCAAACAGGCAAACCAACCCCUGAGGAAUAUCCCAUCUUCAAAAAAAUUAACCUGGCUGAUGGCAAGUGGCACCGCCUGGCGAUCAGCGUUGAAGGGAAGAAUGUCACGCUGAUCAUUGACUGCAGCCAGCAGAUAUCUGAGCAUCUAGCUCGAAGUGACAAUCCAGAGAUCAGCACCAAUGGAAUCACCGUGUUCGGUACCAGGAUAUUGGAUGAGGAAGUGUUUGAGGUUAGUGUGAUGGUAGAUGACAACUCUGCUCAGAGAAAGUUUAAGGAAGUCACAUUUAUUGGAUUGCAAAGUGUGGUUCCCAAAUUAGACCGGGUUUCCGUGUUUGAAAGGGAGGCGUCUCCAUCUCCAACCCAUCCUGAACCUGAUUUUGGAGUGUUCAUCAAUGAUAUUAAGUCGCUAUAA
Chiloscyllium plagiosum (whitespotted bambooshark) is the source of this 556-nucleotide messenger RNA. The record is from RefSeq and is a predicted model, not a curated record. Lineage: Eukaryota; Metazoa; Chordata; Chondrichthyes; Orectolobiformes; Hemiscylliidae.